Sceloporus undulatus (fence lizard) is the source of this 2643-nucleotide messenger RNA. RefSeq names its product PTEN induced kinase 1 (gene PINK1). The coding region runs from base 51 to 1739 and encodes 562 amino acids. Gene Ontology annotation, cellular component: mitochondrion. NCBI's taxonomy places the organism in Eukaryota, Metazoa, Chordata, Lepidosauria, Squamata, Phrynosomatidae. Gene Ontology annotation, biological process: autophagy of mitochondrion; protein phosphorylation; positive regulation of mitochondrial fission. The record is from RefSeq and is a predicted model, not a curated record. Gene Ontology annotation, molecular function: protein serine/threonine kinase activity; ATP binding. The transcript is spliced from 8 exons.
CACAAUAACAACAACAGAACCGCCAUUGGCCCCCUUUGCUGCCUCCAAAGAUGGCGCUGAGGCAGGCCCUGGGCCGAGGGGCUCGGCUGGGCCGGGGGCUGCUGUGGCGAUGGCUCGGAGGGGCGCCUCAGGCUCCUCCUCCGCCUCUGCCGCCCCGGCCUCCCGCUUCCCAACCCCGGCCAGGCUUCCUACGCGAAGCCGCGGCUCGACUAGGCCUCACUCGAGGCCCGCCGUCGCCGGGUCUGGUCGUCUUCCGGCAAAGGGUCCCCCUCGGACCCCGCCGCCUCGGCUUGGCCUUCAGCCUCGGCCUGGCGUUGCUGGAGCCAGCCCUGGCUGAGCAAAAAAGAGCGGCCGAGGCUUGCCAGGACAUCCAGACCAUAUUUGUCCAGAAGAACAAGCCCCGGAAAGAACCGCUGGGCUUGUUCCGCCAGCAUGGCUUCAAACUGGAAGAGUAUUUCAUCGGCCAAGCCAUCGGCAAAGGCUGCAGCGCUGCUGUGUAUGAAGCUGCCACUCCUUUUGCGACCGGCUGGGAAGGAAGAGAUGGCGGGUCUAAGCCUUGCCAUACUUCGGAUGUUUGCGUUGAUGGAGGGGAAAGCCCUUGCAAAGCCACCAGCUGGAAACCGGGCUUCCCUUUGGCAAUCAAGAUGAUGUGGAACAUUUCGGCUGGGUCUUCAAGCGAAGGCAUCCUCAGCAGCAUGUCUCAGGAGCUUGUUCCAGCCAGCAGCUCUGCCUUCCCUGGAGAAUUUGGAGCAAUCGCUUCUCCCAGGAAACCUGUCGUUGGGAAGAAGAGGCUGAAGCCACACCCGAAUAUAGUCCAGGUGAUCCGAGCAUUCACUUCUACGGUCCCAUUGCUCCCCGGAGCAACGGUGGAUUAUCCAGAUGUCCUGCCCUCCACCCUCAAUCCCUCUGGAAUUGGACACAGCCGCACACUCUUCUUAGUGAUGAAAAAUUAUCCCUACACUCUGCGGCAAUAUCUCUGUGAGAGGAGCCCUUCCCCUCGCCUCGCCACCAUGAUGCUCUUACAGCUCCUGGAAGGCGUGGACCACCUUGUCCGACACGGAGUGGCUCACCGGGAUUUGAAGUCGGACAACAUCCUUGUUGAAAUUGACUCUGCUGGGUUUCCAGGGCUGGUCAUCACAGAUUUUGGCUGCUGCUUGGCUGAUGAAAAGAUUGGUCUGAAGCUGCCCUUUAGCAGCUGGUAUGUGGAUCGCGGGGGCAACAGCUGCCUCAUGGCACCAGAGGUGGUGACAGCUACCCCGGGGCCAGGUGUUGUGAUCGAUUACACCAAGAGCGAUGCCUGGGCAGUCGGGGCGAUUGCUUAUGAGAUUUUUGGCACUGGCAACCCUUUCUACGGCAGAGCGGGGGUGGCUCUGGAAAGCAGAAGCUACCGAGACGAGGAGCUCCCACCCGUGCCAGAAGUGGCGCCCCCUGAAGUGAAGAAGCUGGUGGGACGGUUGCUCCGGCGGGAUCCUGCCAUGAGGCUCUCUGCCCGUGUAGCUGCCAACGUUCUCCACUUGGGCCUCUGGGGCGAAGAUCUCCUCAGCCAGAAGGAGCUGAGACUGAACAAGAUGGUCGGCUGGCUGCUUCACCAGUCGGCUGCCACUUUACUGGUGGACCGCCUCGGAGGCGAGAGCAGCGUCGAAACAAGACUGAAAAGAUGCUUCUUGGCCAACCUGGACUACCAAGAGCUCUGCGAGGCAGCUGCCCUGCUCUGUGCAUGGAGAAGCAUGGCCUUGUAGGACUCAGGUCUCCUCACCACCUUUGCUGCUGUUUCCUUGAGCGUUUCACUAAAAGCACUGGAGGAGCUAAGCCUCACUUUUCUUUAUCUCUACGGGCCUAAAAAUGGCAGAGCCUUCUUUUCUUUAGGUGAGAAGGCGGACCGCGGAGCUGGGGUGUCGUAAGUGCAAUAGACGAUAGAGCUAGGUUUGACAGCAAACAUUAUUCAUUGUGGUUGUGCAUUCAGUCUCUAAAGGAAAUCGGGUCAAUGUACGGUUUUGUUAAACCAGAGGACCUGUCCUUUGCGAGAGUUGAGUGCUUCAAAGUUCCUAGUGAGUUAGAAGAAAGCAAUGAUUAUCUAAAUCAUUUACAGAGGAGCCUUUCCUGUCUCAAAAUUAUUUAUUUUUCCCUAGUCAGAAAAAAACAACAAGAAUGAUGAAAUUGUUGAUCUUUUUUACUCCUUUUCUGCUUAAGUAUCAGAAUGUUUUCCAUUUGGCUUUUGGGAGAGGAGCCUGUGCAAAAAACCAAAACAAAACCAGGCUUCCCGUUAACAGUAUCUCUUUUCUGGAGGGUGUUGAUUCCUUUUACAAAGGAAUGAGUAGAUGAAUAGAUCCAUAGACUGAGUUAUAGCCAAUUCAAGGUGAUGCUGGAAAAUGCAAGGGAGGAGCCACAAAGAGAAAAAUCUACUUUGGUACACAAUGUUGUGAAACUGUAGCAUCACGCCAGGCUAAAAGAGCCACCUCUUAUAUGAGAGAAUAAAGAAACGUUUGUGUUUUUUGAAAGAGUUGGUUUAAUAUUUAGCUUACAGUGAGCGUUCCUAACGCCUCUUGGUAGACUUUGUAGCUGCAAAGUGGCAAGAUUUUUAUUUCUAGUUGUUGGGAGAGUUAAUUAUUUGGUGCAAUAAAGUGGUUUGUUCCUUGAAACACA